Molecule: messenger RNA, 309 nt
Organism: Cylicostephanus goldi
Lineage: Eukaryota; Metazoa; Nematoda; Chromadorea; Rhabditida; Strongylidae
Source: the annotation of a GenBank genome assembly
AUGUUUGAAUUGGAUACGGAGGGCUUGUCACGAGCAUUAGUUCGAACAUUGAUCGCUUCGCUCAUCCCUAGAUUUUAUGAUCCGCGAAAGGAGAACAAAGCGCAGAAAAUUCGAGAAGAUCGCAACAUUAGCUUUCUUUCUGGUAAAUUUGAAGAAAGGAAGAAGUUGAGAGAGGAAAGAAUGCCUGACGUGACCUUUACAAUGGCAGUUCAGGUCGGUCCUCCAUGCCACGUGGACAAACGAGUAUACACAUGUGCGAACAUGUCAAAACAAGAGCUGAAUCAGAAUUUGCUAGGGAAUAGCUCUUGA